Dendrobium catenatum is the source of this 3839-nucleotide messenger RNA. RefSeq lists its product as uncharacterized. The record is from RefSeq and is a predicted model, not a curated record. Lineage: Eukaryota; Viridiplantae; Streptophyta; Magnoliopsida; Asparagales; Orchidaceae. Gene Ontology annotation, cellular component: mitochondrial outer membrane. Gene Ontology annotation, molecular function: ATP hydrolysis activity; ATP binding. The transcript has 25 exons. The coding region runs from base 85 to 3465 and encodes 1126 amino acids.
AGAGCAACUUACGUAACAUUCUCCCCUAUCUCCCUCGCUUCCUCUCUCCCUCCUCCCUCCUUCCUCCUCCGCAAGAAGAGAAACAUGGUGGCGACGAGGAGUUCGGCUUCAUCGAAGCGUUCUCUUUCUUCACCCUCCACAUCUUCUUCUCCGAAACCCAAACGCUCAAAGGAAGAGGUGGCGGCAGCGUCGUCGUCGGAGGAUCGCGCAAAUUCGAAGGAGCUCGCUGCGGCUUGCGAGGUGAGUCAGCCAUCAGGAGAUCUGGAUGUGGAUCUCCUCGUUGACGCUUCUACUAAUCCGGACGAUAAGCAGGCUGAGGACGGCACGGAGGAGAGUUCUACGAUUAAUUUUUCUUCAAGAGAGACGGAGCAAUUGAUAAAGAUGCUGCCUGCUUUGGAACUGCCGACAAUGAAAGGGAAGGCCUGGCCGCAGAAGGCAGCCUGGACCAAGUUCAUAUCGCAGUGCUCCCAGGGUGUAAUUGUGAAUGGAAUUCAAUGUGGAACCAGAUCUGGGGACUCGUCAACUUUUGCUGGAGCAUCAAUACUAGCAUCUUUAUCUAAUCCUAGAAAGGGGGAGGUCACUCGAACGCCCCCAGCAUCUAAUGCUGAAAAUGACCACGAAGGACUUGAAACUGCUACUUUACCUUCUACUUCUAUUGCAUCAGGUUCCAUUCCUGGACGUGAUUGUGAUUUCCAAUUAAGGGGUAAUACUGACCAUAAUGGGGUUGCCGUUACUGAUGGAAAUAAGGCUUCUGCUACUGUGCCUGUAGAUCUAGUUUCUAGCUUGGGUGUUGAUGCAUAUUUUGAUGCAGAAUUGGCAAAAAGAUCUGGUACAAAUUUCGAAUUAAGGCCACUUCUACGGAUGCUUGAAAAAUCUUCUAAUGCUGAACUGGAUUUGAGUGGCAAUCUUUUCAGAACUUCUGAAGGGCAUAGGGAGCUCCAGAAGGAUCUAGAAGGUUUAGCUGCUAAUUUAACCAAUUCUAGAUCCCAAACAUUCAAGGAGCGUCUUAGACAGGGGAUUCUCAGUCCUUGUUCUAUACAAGUUACUUUUGAAAAUUUUCCUUACUAUCUGAGUGAAAUAACAAAAAAUGCUCUCUUAUCAUGUGGAUAUAUUCAUCUGGAACUCGAAGAAUAUGCAAAAUAUUCUGCUAACAUUUCAUCCUUAAAUCCAAGAAUUCUACUUUCUGGUCCUUCAGGAUCUGAAAUAUAUCAAGAAAAUUUGACAAAGGCACUGGCCAAGCACUAUGAUGUUAGAUUGCUUAUAAUAGAUUCCUUGAUUUUACCGGGUGUUUCAUCAUCGAAGGAUUUGGAAUCUCUUAAAGAAGGUGGGAGGACCGAAAAAUCAGCUAGCUUUACUAAGCAGAGAUCUGCAUUGACUGACGCUGUUCAUCAUAGAAGACCAGCUUCCAGUGUGGAGGCUGAUAUUGUAGGAACAUCUAGUUUAAAUUGCCAAUCCUUACCAAAGCAGGAGUCCUCAACUGCAUCUUCAAAGAGUUGCACAUUCAAAGAAGGAGAUAGAGUAAAGUAUGUAGGUCAGAUGCUUUCCUCUGGACUACAUUUGCCAUCUCAGAGAGGUCCACAUCAUGGGUUUCGUGGUAAAGUAAUGCUAGCAUUUGAAGAAAAUGGAUCAUCCAAAGUUGGGGUGAGAUUUGAUAGGCAGAUAGUUGAAGGUAAUGAUCUUGGGGGGCUUUGUGAAGAGGAUCAUGGGUUCUUUUGCGGUGCUGACAUGCUUCGACUGGACUGCUCUGGAAGUGACGAUUCUGAAAAGCUUGCUAUCAAUGAACUAAUAGAGGUGGUUUCCGAAGAAAGUAAAAACGGGCCUCUGAUUGUUUUCUUGAAGGACGUGGAGAAAUCUAUGGGUGGUAGUGUAGAAUCAUAUCUAUCUUUCAAGAACAAAGUUGAAUCUCUUCCUGCAGGUGUUCUGCUGAUCGGCUCUAAUAUACAGAUGGAUAACCGAAAAGAAAAGUCACAUCCCGGUGGGCUUCUUUUCACAAAAUUUGGAAGCAGCCAAACGGCUCUGCUUGAUUUCGCUUUCCCAGAUAAUCUCAGUAGGAUGCACGAAAGAAAUAAAGAAAUGCCCAAGGCAAUGAAACAGUUGACUAGGCUCUUCCCAAAUAAAGUGACAAUUCAGCUUCCACAGGAUGAAGCCCAACUUUUGGAUUGGAAGCGACAAUUGGACCUUGAUGUUGAGACUCUUAAAGCUCAAUCCAAUAAUUCCAGUAUCCAUUCAUUCCUAAGCCGCAAUGGCCUUCAGUGCAAUGAUCUAGAAAAAAUUAGCAUCAAGGAUCAAACUCUUAGCAGUGAAAGUGUUGAUAAAAUAGUUGGUUUUGCUCUUAGUCAUCAUCUCCGGAACAAUAUAGAACGGAUUCAUACCAAGGAUACUAAGCUUGCACUCUCCAGUGAGAGCAUCAUGCAUGGGUUUAGCAUGCUUCAAAACUUGCAAAGUGAUACUAAGAGUUCUAAGAAAUCACUUAAGGAUGUGGUCACAGAAAAUGAGUUUGAGAAAAGGCUUUUGGCUGAUGUUAUUCCACCUAAUGAGAUUGGGGUUAGUUUUGAUGAUAUCGGAGCUUUAGAACAGGUAAAAGACACUUUGAAGGAGUUGGUGAUGCUUCCUUUGCAGAGACCAGAAUUAUUUAGCAAAGGACAAUUGACUAAGCCUUGCAAGGGAAUAUUGCUCUUUGGUCCUCCAGGCACUGGAAAAACAAUGCUUGCUAAAGCUGUUGCAACAGAAGCAGGUGCAAAUUUUAUCAACAUAUCAAUGUCUAGCAUCACAUCGAAGUGGUUUGGUGAGGGGGAAAAAUAUGUUAAGGCUGUUUUCUCCUUAGCAAGUAAAAUUGCUCCUAGCGUUGUCUUUGUUGAUGAGGUUGAUAGUAUGUUGGGUAGAAGGGAAAAUCCAGGAGAGCAUGAAGCCAUGCGCAAGAUGAAAAAUGAAUUUAUGGUGAAUUGGGAUGGGUUGCGCACAAAAGAUAAAGAACGUGUUAUUGUUCUUGGAGCUACCAAUAGGCCAUUUGAUCUUGAUGAGGCUGUCAUAAGGAGACUGCCACGGAGAUUGAUGGUGAACUUGCCAGAUGCUUCAAACAGAGAUAAGAUUCUUAGAGUCAUACUAGCCAAAGAAGAAUUGGAAACAGAUGUUGAUUUUGAAGCAAUUGCCAAUAUUACUGAUGGAUACUCUGGAAGUGACCUGAAGAAUCUUUGCGUGACUGCUGCACAUCGUCCUAUUCGAGAAAUUUUGGAGAAGGAAAAGAAGGAGAAAAGUCAAGCACUUGAAGAAGGAAAACCUUUACCACCCCUGUGUAGUUGGGUGGACAUUCGUCCGCUGAAGAUGGAUGACCUGAAAUAUGCACAUGAACAGGUAUGUGCAAGCGUCUCAUCAGAAUCGACGAAUAUGAGUGAGCUUCUGCAGUGGAAUGAGUUGUAUGGAGAAGGUGGAUCGAGGAAGAAGAAGGCACUCAGCUAUUUCAUGUAGGAAGGUCAUUUAUUGUGCAGCUCUCAACACCAUUUCUACACCAGUUAUCAAAAUUUGCAAGCUUAACACUACUGCAGAUGGGAACCCAUUCUUCACAGAGCUAGAUUGUAAAAAAUUGACAACAGACUUCUAAAGUAAUCAUGUGUGGUUUUGAUAUAAUAACUAGAAAGGAUCUUUGUUUGUUUCCAUUUGCUGUUGUUACUCUUUUGAUAGCUUGAGAGGUCUCUCUGAUUGUACAUACAUACCAGUGUCAUAUUAUAUGCAGAAGGAAUAUAUUUCUCAGAAUUUAUAUUAUCUUUGAUCUCUCUUAUAUUCCUAAUGGAAAUUUCUGUUGUUUAACAAAUAUUCCUAAUGGAACUUAAGUUUGUUUGGCA